AUGGACGGUUCGGCCCACCUUCAUGGCCGUGAUCCUCAGGAUGCCGGUAAACAAUUGCUUGAUCUUCUCCAGAAGCCUUUCAGUGAACAGCUUCAAGCUGCCUCGCUGUAUUCUGCUUUGGCCACUUCACUUCCAAUCACCAUCGGCAUUGCCAUCAUAUUCUCAAUCUUGCGACCAUAUCACCAAGCUAUCUACGCCCCAAAGCUGAAACAUGCCGACGAGAAACAUGUACCGCCCCCUAUAGGAAAGGCUCCGUGGUCGUGGAUCACAACAUUAUGGCGAACCAACGAAGAUAUGCUUGUACCAUUGAUUGGUAUGGAUGCCACUGUCUUCUUACGCUUUGUCCGAAUGUGUCGCAACAUGUUUCUCACCUUAUGUGUUACCGGUGUUGGCAUUCUUCUCCCUAUCAAUGUGUCGAAAUGGCAGAGUUUCAAGGGUGAUAAGACCCCCAACUGGGUCGUUGGCAUCACUCCUCUUAAUACAUUCGCCCCAGCGAUCUGGUCUCAGGUUGUCAUCGCCUGGUGUUUCAACUUCAUCAUCAUGGGCUUUCUCUGGUUCAACUACAGAAAGGUUCUCCAGCUCCGGCGCAAGUAUUUCGAAACCGAAGACUACCAAAAGAGUCUUCACUCUCGUACCCUAAUGGUUUUUGAUAUUCCCAAGAAGGGCUGCUCCGACGAAGGCAUCGCUAGGAUCAUCGAUCAAAUCGCCCCCAACUCGUCUUUUGCUCGAACCGCCGUCGCUCGAAACGUAAAAGAGCUACCAGCUCUUAUUGAACAGCACGACCACGCCGUUCGCAAACUUGAACAGAUCCUGGCUAAGUACCUUAAGGAUCCCAGUAAUGUUCCGGUUGCUCGCCCUAUGUGCAGACCCUCCAAGAAGGACCGAUCGUAUGGAACUUAUCCCAAGGGCCAGAAGGUGGAUGCUAUCGAAUACUACACUCAGCGAAUUCGCGAUCUCGAGGUACACAUCAAAGAGGUUCGCGCGAGUGUUGACAAGCGAGGCUCGAUGCCCUACGGUUUCGCCAGUUAUGCGGACAUUGCAGAGGCUCAUGGUAUCGCGUACGCUUGUCGCAAGAAGAAGCCUGUUGGCGCCACAGUUAGGCUUGCACCCCGACCUAACGACAUUAUCUGGGAGAACAUGCCUCUCUACAGCAGCACACGUGGAAGGCGACGAUGGGUUAACAACAUGUGGAUUACCGUUCUAACCUUCCUCUGGAUUGUUCCUAACCUGGGUAUCGCCAUCUUCCUUGUGAACUUGCAGAACCUGGGUUCGGUGUGGCCUGCUUUCAUGACGGAGCUCGCUGCUCAUCCUAAGAUUUGGGGUGCUAUCCAGGGUAUCGCCGCACCAGCUAUCAUGUCUCUGACUUAUCUCGUUCUCCCCAUGAUUUUCCGUCGACUCUCUGUCAAGGCUGGUGACCAAACCAAAACUGGUCGAGAGAGGCACGUCCUGGCCAAACUUUACUUCUUCUUCGUUUUCAACAACCUUAUCAUCUUCUCGAUCUUCAGUGUUAUUUGGCAAUUCGUUGCCACUGUUGUCGCGGAUACAACCGGUGCAAAGAAGGAGGAUGUUUGGGAGUCUAUCAAGAAUAAUAACAUUGCUGAUUCACUGUUUGCGGCUCUUUGUAACAGCAGCGUCUUUUGGGUCACCUACCUACUUCAGCGCCAACUGGGUGCGGCUAUUGACCUCGCCCAGGCCUGGCCUCUGGUCCAAGCCUUCUUCCUCAAGAAGUUCUCCAGUCCGACACCUCGAGAGCUUAUUGAGCUUACCGCCCCGCCGCCUUUCGAGUACGCCAGUUACUACAACUACUUCCUUUAUUAUGCUACAGUCUGCAUGUGCUUCGCUGGCAUUCAACCUCUGGUUCUUCCAGCAACAGCCCUUUACUUCCUCAUCGAUUCGUGGCUGAAGAAGUACCUUCUCCUUUACCGCUUUGUUACCAAGACAGAGUCUGGAGGAAUGUUCUGGCGUGUCAUCUUCAACCGCUUCAUCUUCGCAACGAUUCUUUCCAACCUUGUUGUCAUGUUGACUUGCUGGGUUCGUGGUAACUUUGGAACUCACAUCGAAUUCUUUUGUGUCGUCCCUUUGCCGUUCAUCAUGAUCAUUUUCAAGAUUUACUGCAACUAUGCUUUCAACGACAAAAUCACAUACUAUAACACUCAAGAUGUUACGAAGAGUCCCGAGAACGGAGUCGACCCCAAGGAGAACCGCAUGCGAAGUGAGCGAUUGGCGAACCGAUUCGGCCACCCUGCCCUCUACCGACCUCUUAUCACACCCAUGGUCCAUUCUAAGGCGCAAAACCUUCUUCCUGCCAUUUAUAAGGGCCGCCUGAGUGAUGGCAGAGAUGUUGAUUCCGGCGAUAUGAUGACCGUGAGUGGUUACUCUGACAUGGUUAUGUUGGAUCCUAUGCAAGGCGGAAAACCAGGCAAGGCUGCCAAUAGCUUCCCAGGAUUCGAGUUUGUGAACGAUACCCAGAUGGAUUUCGAAUACUACAAGAACCGAGCCGAGUUCGCAGAGAACCAUGGUGGAGGCGAGAUUUAUGGUCGCCCUGGAGAGAUUGGUCGUCCCGGUACCCCUGGAUCCAUGGAUGGUAGCGAUUUCUCUCGACCUGGCACACCUGUUGGCCGCACUGGCUCACCUGCUGCAUUCGCUGGUGGAGCUGCCCAGCAGCAACGAUUGAUGUCUCUUGCCAGCAACGUCAGUGGCGAUACUAGCUAUACAUCUUACCGACCAGGCGGUAAUGCCGGUUUCACCCAGCAGACAACUUUGGGUCAAGAGCCCCCUGCUCGCGGUCGCAGCCCAUUAUACUCCCAGAACAACGGAAGCUCCUCUGGUCUCGGGCUCAUUUCGAACGCAGCAGCUCCCGCGUACAGCAGCAACCUCAGUACACCAGGUCGUAUGACACCUGUGCAGUCGCCUGGGCCUUCGGUCGGUGCUAUGGGCGGAGGACCUCAAGGCUACAGCGGUCUUGCACAGCACGCCCCCGAAGCUGACCCAUCCUAUGAUUAUUUCCGCGGCAACACUCGUCCUAGGAGAAAUCCUGGCGAGGGGUGGUAG
This is a messenger RNA of Fusarium coffeatum, 3051 nucleotides long. RefSeq lists its product as uncharacterized. The transcript has 3 exons. Gene Ontology annotation, molecular function: calcium-activated cation channel activity. The record is from RefSeq and is a predicted model, not a curated record. Gene Ontology annotation, cellular component: plasma membrane. The coding region runs from base 1 to 3051 and encodes 1016 amino acids. Lineage: Eukaryota; Fungi; Ascomycota; Sordariomycetes; Hypocreales; Nectriaceae.